UCUCCCACUCUACUUAUUUAAGCAACCUCGCCAUGGCCUACGUGGAUAUUACCUUCCUCUCUUCUCCUCCCAACUACCAUAAACGAACUUCUCAACCAUGUCAGCGCCAUAAAAUCAAAUCACUUUUUUCAAUUUCGAAUCCGAUAAAACCCAAUUUCCGAGACGGUUUUAUUGGGUCACUGAUCCAAGGAUCGAAUCACCAAUAAAAACCAUUUCUUUUUAGUUUUUUUUUUUUACAGAAUCGAUGAAUCCGUUUCCGGUCCAAGAAGGUGAUCCACCACUGUCACCACCAAAACCAGUUGAAGGGUUGCACGAAAUAGGACCGCCUCCGUUUCUGAUCAAGACAUUCGAGAUUGUGGAGGAUCCAAACACGGACCACAUCGUGUCUUGGAACAGAGGAGGCACUAGUUUUGUCGUCUGGGAUUUGCAUUCUUUCUCUGAGUUUCUUCUCCCUCGUCACUUCAAACACAGCAACUUCUCAAGCUUCGUCAGACAACUCAACACUUACGGUUUUAGAAAGAUAGAAGCAGAGAGGUGGGAGUUUGCAAACGAAGGGUUCCUCCUGGGACAAAGACAUUUACUGAAGAGCAUCAAGAGAAGAGCUUCCUUUGCUUUAUCGUCCUCAUCGAUUCAAGAUCCUUGCAUAGAGCUUCGUAAGGAGAAGCAGUUGCUGUUGAUGGAGCUGGUGAGUCUGAGACAGCAGCAGGAGACCAAUAAAAGCUACAUCAAAGCAAUGGAACAGAGGAUUGAAGGAGCAGAGAAGAAACAGAGGAAGAUGAUGUCGUUCUUGGCUAGAGCGAUGCAGAGCCCUUCGUUUCUGCAUCAGCUACUUAAGCAGAGAGAUAUGAGGGUUAAGGAGCUUGAGGAUGAGGCAGCGGAGAGAGGAAGAGGCUCUUCGGUGUCGGAGCUGGAAGCUCUGGCUCUAGAGAUGCAAGGCUAUGGAAAGCAGAAGAAUGUCAAGGAAGAAGAGGACAUGGUGGUCGAGAGAGAGUUGGACGAUGGUUUCUGGGAAGAGUUGCUUAGUAAUGAGAGUUUGGCUUCUACCUCUUCUACCUAAGAUGUAUUCCUUUUGCCUUUUAGUUGUAUUUUGAAGCUUUUGUUUUUUUUGUUCCCUUGUUUUCGAGCACUUUUUUGUUCUCUUGUUUAUUUCCAAGCAAUUUUUAUCAAGUAGUAGUGUAAACUAAAUGUCUAUACAACAUGUUUUGCAGAAAAAAAAUUAAAAAUA
This is a messenger RNA of Brassica napus (rape), 1225 nucleotides long. RefSeq names its product heat stress transcription factor A-7a. Gene Ontology annotation, cellular component: nucleus. The transcript has 2 exons. Gene Ontology annotation, biological process: regulation of transcription by RNA polymerase II. Gene Ontology annotation, molecular function: RNA polymerase II cis-regulatory region sequence-specific DNA binding; DNA-binding transcription factor activity. The coding region runs from base 245 to 1057 and encodes 270 amino acids. Lineage: Eukaryota; Viridiplantae; Streptophyta; Magnoliopsida; Brassicales; Brassicaceae. The record is from RefSeq and is a predicted model, not a curated record.